Messenger RNA from Pocillopora meandrina, 4518 nucleotides. NCBI's taxonomy places the organism in Eukaryota, Metazoa, Cnidaria, Anthozoa, Scleractinia, Pocilloporidae. The record is from the annotation of a GenBank genome assembly.
AUGAGGAAUGGAAAUAUUGUAGGAAAACUUGCUCUACGAGAAGUAAGUAUAAACUUGUUCAUCCAAUACAAAACUUUUCAGUUAUAUAAUGAUCAUUUUGUAUCCCUUAUUAGACGAGAGGAUGUUUGCAGCCGCAUUUACGCGGAAACCGAACUCGUUUCUUCAAGAAAUGCCCUGAACGGUUUUGCAUUCCGUUGGACAGCAUACUAGAUGUAAAUGGUGUUAUCAGAAAAGGGUAACAUUUUCCUUCGAUAAAUUUUGAUGUUUGAUUUUGAAAAUACUCUAUCUAAAAUCUUAUCAUGCAAGUUAUAUUUUUUAUUCUCAUCUCGUUAUGUUUUUGAUAGACUGUUAAAUUUUUAUUCCCAACAAACGUGACGUUAAAAUCUUCGCAACUGUAAUUUCAGUGUUAAUCAUAACCAUCACAAUUUCCUCAAAUGUAAUUGUUGCAUCAGCUGCUUUAUAUAUCACGAAUCACUCUGUACAGUUAUAAUGUCCCUAAUUGGACAGUUUUUUUUCAUAGCAACAACCAUUUAAAAUUUUCAAAUUUUUUGCUUUAGACAUAAUGUCCCUAAUGGUAAUUGUUAUGAUUAAUUGGUAACAGAACUUCAUGUCAUCCAAUUCUGUCUGUAAUCAUAUGAGUGAUUGACAAAUCAGACUCCUACUUUGCAGUUGUCUGAUUUUGUUAAUCACUCGUAUGAUUACAAACAGAAUUGGAUUCCACUUGGUCCUAUUACCACUAUGAAUAAUCUCAUAGUGUACAUUGUGUGUGAUUGAUACAUUGCACAGCACAAGAUGAUACAGCUCUAAAAGUGUUGAUAUAUUUUAUUUUAAUGUAAAGAAGGAGCAAUAGCUGAAAGGCUUAUUUGGAAUGGUGCAAAGAAACAUCCUCAUCUGAGCAUGCGAGUUUCAAUUAUUUUUCAAAGUCCCUAAAAGUGAUGGUGUUUGAAACUAUCAUUAUUUACUUGUUAUCAGCAGAAACAUCCUAAAGAGUUGCUUAGUUGUUUUUCAAAGUUCUCAAAAGAGAUGGUGUCUGAAAAUUUUUUCCUUUCUCCUAACAGACAUGUCAUUCUUGGUUUUACCAAGAAUGGCAGAUACUUGAUUUCGUAUUGUCUUCAAAUUGACAACAAUGACACCAGUCCAAUGCCGAGGUAUAUUUACUCUCUUCAUUGGUGGGAGUUCAAUUUAGGGAAACCAGUGGUUCAGGUUUGUAAGAGAUAAGUUUGCUGUUCUUUGAGUAAUUUUGUGCCAUUAUUAAAUUGAAAAGUGAAUAGAUUUACAUAAUGCAUAAUGUGGUUGUAGUCCAACAAAUUAUGCAAUCUGGGAAAGAAUUUUGUAAGGGCAAUGAUUUUUAUGAUGUAUGUACAAACAGUAUGUUCAUGUGCAAGAGCUUCAAUGCCUCUAUCUGCAGGAAGUCAAGGGAGCACAGAUAGGGGAUCCCUGGGCUAUCCAUGACCCUCCCCCCCCCCCCACCUCAUAAUUCAGGUUUUUUUUAAAUGCAUAGAUAUAAAGAAUGUCCAUGGCAUGAAUCUCUUUUAGAGCUCGGUAAAUGUUCUCCAUUUUUUGUUCUUUCUGGAGUUUGAAAACAAGUCCACUAAAACACUAGGUAGAAGAGGGAUAUGUUAGACUCCUCGCAGUUGGAUUGAAAAGUCAAGGAAAGUUUUAUGCAGAUUGUAUGGCCAUAUGAAGAAUUAUUACCCAAUGCAUAUGUGGCUUACAAUCUUUGUUUGAUUGUGCGCUAGUUAUCACUGAUACAUGUCUGAAAUAUUAUUAUUCUUUAAUGCAAUUCUUCAAGGUUUUUUCAGUGGCAUUGUUUCAUGGGGAGGAAAUACAUGAAGAUUUACAUUUAAUGGUCACUCAGAGCCCAGAUGAGUCACAUGUUGUAGUUUAUGGUGAAGUGUGAGUGAACAACUCUGUUUUUAGCUUUCCCUUAAAGUUUUUGAGUAACAUUAUUAUAUAUCAGUCUUGUCAAGGCAUAGUUGAUAGUGUGAUCACACAUUUUUUUUUUUUUGUUUUUUUUUAAAUCACACAGAAACUUUGCAAGAAGCAAUCAGAGUCAUCAAUUAAGUCUCAAAGUCCCUAAUGACAUGAGUUUUAGUUUUUGAUACAUCAUUAAUAGUGAAGUCAUAUGUUUUUUCGUUUGCUUGUUUGCUUUAAAAUCCUGCAGACGCUCUUCAAGAGGAGAUCAGAGUCAUCAGUCUUACAUUACAGUUUGUGCUGGACCUACCUGGAACCCAUGUGUGAUUUGCAAGAACUUGUCUCUUGGUGAAAGAACAGAGCUAUGUUUGAAACAUUCUUUUGUGGUUCACUUUAAAUAUGAUCUUUUACAUCCUUUCCCCUUAUUUAACCCUUCCAUAAAUCUGAAGAUUAAAGAUACAGUCCUCUUCAACACUGGAGACUUCUUGUUGGCAUUAAAACUGUUAACUUCCAAGAGCACAAUAAAGAAUACACAGGAGCUUCACAAGAUUUUAUUUCCCCAUGGAAAAUACUGUGCUUCAAAGUUGUGCACUCCAGUACCUAAUGGUAGUAUACAGGAUAAUUCAGACACAAACAGUGAUAGUGGAGAAGAUUGCAAGUCAUGUUUGGCUUCAAGGGAACUGCGUGUAGGUAUACAGUCUGCUAAAGACACAAAAGUGAGUUGUAAUGAAAAAGUUGACUUCACAGCAAGCUCUGGAACAAACCUUGGUGCAAAUUCAAGUUCAGAUGCCAAAGCUGAUGUAAUGAACUCAAAUUGUACCUUGCACAAUGAUGUCGAAAGGAGCAAGAUUGUAUCUGCCUUUGCUAAUGAGCUGGAUCAAAUACAUAGUGAAAAGAUUAAAGUCCAUGACGACAAAGACUUUUCACCUACUCAUGGUACCAUGAGUGUGAGAAAUUGUCAUGACUUGUGCUACAAAGGACUUUGUGCUCAAGGGGAUUGUGUUGUUAAAGGAAGUAACCAAGUGAAGUGUAAUAGGUCUUGUGCUGGCAAUUUAUCUUUUGACUCAACUCAAGGUUUGGGAAACACGUGUAAUGUGAAUUCAUUUCAAAGCUUGAAUGCGACAAAGGGUUCAAGUACAUGUGCUAACAUUUCUGGUGAUUCAUCAAGUAUCAGUCAUGUCUCCGCCAAAGAUAAGUCUGAUAAAGCACAUUGUGACUUUGCAUGCUCACAUUGCUACAGUUCUUAUGAGUGCAAUAAUGUUACAGCUGCACCAGUUGUAAACAACAAUAAUCUGACCUCAUCUGUUUUCAAAUUGUAUGAAGAAACUAGCAAUGAUUCUAGCUAUGAUGAACUUCCUGAUCUGGCAAAUGAGUUUGACAUGUAUGAUGGCUCCCUGUCACUUACAGUUGAAAAACGUUGUGGUAGUGCCCCCUUAAAACAAGUGGCUAAAAUAAACCAAAGCAACCCAAAUGCAGAAAUGUUUUCAGUCCUCAAGAAAGCUCUUGAAAGUAAUAAGCAAGGGAUGGCUAUUCAGCAAACAACGCUUGACUUAGAGCAAUGCAUCAGUGAAUUAAUCCAGGCUCAUGAAGAUCUACGGCAAAACUAUAAGUCCCUGAAGGACUAUGAUGUCCAGGUGAUCACUGCGUGUCCGGACAGUGGAGAAGUGAUCACACUUGCCAGGCUGCUGGUUUUCACACGCGUUAAGCAACAACCAGCGACCUGUGGUCUGUCUGUAAGUCCAAGGUAAGCUGACAUGAUGCUUGUAAUUGUUCAACCUCUGUUGGUCUACAUCAGCUUUAAUUCUGUUUCGUUGGCCUCGUGGACAUGCAGGUUAGACUACUGGAGAGGCGUCAUUUUUGGGGUGCUUAAGGCGGCUUUAAGAGGGAACGAGGGAUAAGACAUGUGCAAGACGAGUAGCGCGAAAAAAUUAAGCGUCAUUUUUCCCGCGCUCCUCCUCACGCACGAGAGAAGGAGCGCGAAAGAAAAAUUGACGCUUCUUUUUUUCUUUUUUCUUUUUUCACGCUCCUCCACUUGUACCUGUUUUGCCCCUUGCGGCUACCUCGCGCUCGUCUCGCACCAGAGAGGGGGUGCCCUCAUCUUGCACGUGUCUCGCCCCCUAGCGGUUACCUUGCGUUCACCUUGCGCGAGAGGCGAGGCGGUCUUCCACAUGAUCGGGUCUAAGCCCUCGCGCCUUCCUCGUGCCUCCCUCUACACGCUUGGAAAUGCUGUGACAAAACAUAACCCUUUGCUUAGCCUGGAUAGACCAACAUAGCGUUCAAUUGUUACUUUCUUGAUUUUACCUCACUUUCUUGUUGCUCUUAUCCAGCCCUGUAUUACAGAAGGUAGGAUUCAUAUUUUCCUGGAAUGUAUGGAGUGGUGAGGUGAAGAUUCUUCAAACUCUUGGACUAGAAACCUGCCCUGAGCGAACUCGAUAUACCAAGUUUAACAUGGCCGCUAAAGAAGCUUGUGAGCUUCGUGCGAAAUUUUCCAUCCCUCAAAGCAUUCCUUCGAUUGUGCAGGCGUUUUCUAAUCACACUGUAUUUACUGGGAAGUCUCUGAAGUAUCUCAGGCAUCCAUUCCUUCCACUGGUUUUGGUGCUGUGA